CAGCACAAAGUGAAGGUGGCAAAAACCGUAACAAAUGGCCGACAAGGGUUUGAGAUGGCAUAUUUUAGGAAGGACAGAAAAAUAAAAGCAACGCAAUGGAAGAAUUUCCAAUCCUGCCAUCUCCUGGCAGUGCAGGAGGGGGAUAGCGGUGUGAAGAGAGAGGCUGACCCACUGUGCUCGCCAGAGGCUUUGCAGUGCGCACACACAGACUCGCAAACUCGCAGGCCCCGUCAUACACAAGUCCUGUGUGUGCAGGGCUUUCUUGGCAGAGCUCAAGGCUUGCGAUCACAGCUCCGAGCAGUUCUCCGGGACGUGCCCAGAGUGGACAAAUCAUGCUAAUUGUCUGGGAGAGAAACCCAGCGCUAAACCCAAGAUGAAGGCAGAAAGUGGGGCUUCCUCAGGAGUUUUGGCUGCUUCUGCAGUUUUGCGGAUCCUGUGCUUUCUUGCCUUUUCGCAGUCCGGUGCGGUGAAGGGGGUGAACAUCACGAGCCAGGGCUCUCUGAUCCGGGGCACGUUGGGCGGCGUGGCUCUGCUUUCGGUGCGCUACACCAGCACCAGCUCUGACCAGCCCGUCAUCAAGUGGCAGCUGAAGAGGGACAAGCCGGUGACGGUAGUGCAGUCCAUCGGCACCGAGAUCAUCGGGAACCUGCGGUCCGAGUACCGGGACCGCAUCCACGUCUUCGAGAACGGCACCCUGCUGCUGCACAACCUGCAGCUCUCGGACGAGGGCACCUACGAGGUGGAGGUCUCCAUCACCGAUGACACCUUCACGGGGGAGCACCACAUCAACCUCACGGUGGACGUCCCCGUCUCCAAACCCUCCAUCCACAUGGUGGCGUCGACGGUCCUGGAGCUCAGCGAGCUCUUCACACUCAACUGCUCGCACGAGAACGGCACCAAGGUCGUCUACAGCUGGCAGAAGGGCGGAAAGCCCCUGGCCAACGACUCGCGCCUGCAGCUGUCGCCCGACCAGAAGGUCCUGACCAUCGCCCGCGUGCUGAUGUCGGACGAUGACGUCUACAGCUGCACGGUGGAGAACCCCAUCAGCAGCAUGAAGAGCCUGCCCGUCAAGCUGACCGUCUACAGACGCAGCUCGCUCUAUAUCAUCCUCUCCACCGGGGGCAUUUUCCUCCUCAUCACCCUGGUAACCGUGUGCGCCUGUUGGAAGCCAUCCAAAAAGGACAAGCAGCAGACGGACAAGCAGGGAUCCUCUGAGUUUAUGGAACAGAAUGAUGCCAAACACGAUGCGGACUCUGUCCCGAAACCUGAACAUGAGCGCAAGAAUCCAGUGGCCUUGUACAUCCUGAAAGAAAGGAGACCAGACCCCCCCAGGAAGUGCAUUGACAUGCCAGUGCCUCAGGACUCGCCAGACACCGAGGACGAGUCCCCUCCCCGUUCCCGCAUCCCGUCGGAGUCCGGCAGCCCCCCCAGCUACUCCUGCACCCCCCCCCCUCCGUCCCGCUCCCCAGACCCGCCCGCGCGCACGGCCCGCCGGUACCCCCGCUCGCCCGUGCGCACGCCCCCCCACGCCCGCAGCUCGGGCCGUGGGGUGCGCUCCCCCGCCGGGGGGGUGCAGGUGAUGCACGAGCAGGAGGAGGCCACCCCCCCGCCAGAGAGCCACACUUAGAGCCGGCCUCCGACCUCCGACCUCCAACCUCUGACCUGCCGCCCACCUCGUGCCGUUUCGCUGGCUCGGAAGAAAGACAUUCUUGUUUUUUAUGAAUCUGUAUGUGUGUGUGUAUACUGUAUAUAUUUUUUUCGGUUUGGCGUUUUGUGUACCAGGUCAGGAAGGCCGCUACACAGUCAGAUUCUACUGCUCACAUUCCCCCUACAAUUACUGAGUCCUCCUGGCCUCCCAGCUUUGCUCUGGAUUCUGGAUUCUGGACUGGGCUCUUUAGAGAAUCGGGCUCUUGCUCCCAAGUACUGUCCCUUCCUGCCCUUCAUCAGAAGGACCAUGUGGGUCUGAUCUCUGGUCAUUCAUUCAAGCUCCUUGGACUGUCCCAUUGCAUCAGUAUCCAACUCCUCCUGUCCAGCCUACCUGUAGAUGUACAGUAGAGUUAAAGUUCCAGAUAUUGUCUUCUUUCUCCGGCGUUAGUCUGGACCUAACAUUUCUCCCCCCAAGGAUUGUAAUUGCCUGGAUCUAUGAGACUGUAGAUCUUUACAGAACGUGAAGAACUGUGAGGAUUCAUGUAAGCAUUUAAGCAGUUUAGCAGGGUGGGGACUGAACAGCUGAUUCAUUUUCCUUCGCCAUGAUAUGUACUAUAGGUUUUGUCGAUUUGCUGUUUUGGUUUGACAAAACAAAAGACAAAAAUCUUUAGAGAGGCCACUUUCUGCAAUGCAUCUCAUCAAAAACUUUCCUUUAACUGUCUUAUUCGGAAUAUACAGGAAAAGCACAUGUAUCUUUACCCAGGGCUAAGAGAUAUUUUCAUUUUAAAAAAGGCUUUGUCUCCACUGGCUUUUCAGUUUACCGAUAGCAUGUGGCUUCCUUGAUAGAAAUGACUUUUUUUCGUGCAUGCGUCUUUCAAGUGAGUAAAUAGAAUCUGCGAUUUCUGCAAUUUCCCUCACAGGAUCAAUAUCUAUCUAAAAACAGGCCUUUCCCCAUUUUUCUGUCCCUUUACGUUGAUUUAAAGGCUGAGACAAACUGCUGAUGUCCUUGAUGACAGAGCUGACUAAGAUCAAGGAUAUUAAUUUAGAGUAUAUGUAAUACAUGCUACAUGCAUAUUGAAACCUUAUAUAUUAAAUAUAUUAAUAUAUCAGUAUAUAUUAAAAAGAUAUAGUGCUGUGAAUGUGACAUCACUCCGAGAGAGAAUAUAGGUGUACGAAUCCAUAGUGGCAGAUUAUAUUGCAAACUGUGAACAGAAAAGACAGAGUGAGUCUGAGCUCUCUUUCAUUACAGUCUGGCCCAUCUCCUCAGGGCGUUGUACAUCAAAACAAAUGAAACCACAGAGGCUUAAAAUGAAGACUUGGAUUCUAUUUAGGCCUGGCCUAAUCUGAUCAGAACAAUGCUGCCUCUCAGAGAGUUCCAAACACUGCUUAUUUUUCUUUGUGUGUUGUAUUUGAUUUGAUGUUAAUGCAAAAUAAGACAUAUGUCAGUUACAGUUCCACUGUAGUCUGGAUUUGUAAAGCAUCAUGAACUGCCUUUCCAGAACUGAACAAGAACUGCCCUGUAACUUGGAUAUCUGGGUACAUGAGCUGGAUGCACAUUAUUGUCUGUUUCACCUAAACUGUACACUAAGACGGCUGACAUUUUAAAAUGCAUUCAUCCACUAUUCCGUUUUGAAUCUCCCCACAUCCCUCUAUUUCUAAACAAAACUGUGAAAAUACCGGUAUACAGUGUUGGGUUAUAGCAAUAUUGAAAUUGGUGUCAGAAAACAUAGCUUAGCUGCUAUACAUCUCUAAUUUUUUUAACAACACAUUAAACAGUACUUCCUGGUCUGCUUAGAUAAAAGGUGUAAAACUGAGCUGAAACAGAUUAUAGUCAGCAUGCUCAUGAGCUAGAAAAUGCUUUCUGUUUCUUUCAAUCGUGACUGGGGAGUAAUCAUAUUUUAUCUUUGAUAAUACCAAUAAGAUGAUCAUUUGAGCACACUGUUGCUUUUCCUCUUGGACAGGAAGAACCAAUUUACACUAAUUGGUUAAUGAGUUUUUAAAGAGUGUCUUACAUUGGCAUUUUAAUAGAAUGUAUUACCACAUAAUUUCAGUUCCAUUUUUCCAAUUAAAAAGGUUUUGAUUGAAAUGGAAACCAUUUAAAGAGUAAUAUAAAGAAAUACUAUUUUAGUUGUCUAUAUUGUUGUGAACAUAUAUACCACAAGGGAACCCUAUGAAACUUUUUGAAGUCAUAUCCUUUAUACUUAUAAUGUAUGUAUAUAUUUAUAUAUAAAUUUACAUUGUAUGCAUUUUCAUUUAAUCAAACUAACCUACUCCUCUGUAGCCAGAAUAUAAUUUGGGAAUGAAAUGUAAUUAGCUAAUUUCUAUGGGUUUUUAAUCUAGAUGUUGUUUAAAGAACAAAGAAAUCAUUGUGGAAACAAAAAAGCCUUGAUUUUUCGAAAAGCAAAAUAAAGGCCAAUAUUAUUUCACUCUCCACAUGCAUUUAUGCCGACUUUCUGAUCGAACUCUUUUGCUGCAUUUGGAUUGUCUGGUGUCUGGGGCUCACUAAGACUCAUGAAGCACUUCUCCCCUGUGGUGUUAGAGCAUGCUCAGGCUCAAGUUCCCUGAUCUACAGGAUCUGCAUGCUAAUCUCUCAUUUUUCUCUGUGUGGUAUCCCACUGCAUCUAAUGCUCGUUUGUCUGCACUUACACCUGAAAUGAGUAUUAUAUUACCAGCUGGGCGUAGUUUUUUCAACAGACCUUUGGCAAAGCAUGUUGUGUGGGCACCCAGUUCCCUUGCAUCAGUUAUAAAGUAGCAUCACAAAUUAACCUUAGUCUUGCUUUGCCAGUGUUUUGUAUUUUCCCAUUCUAAACAGGUCCCUCAUUUAUUCACCCUUGUUGAUUUAUUGAUGUGGACUAGCUGGGCGCUGUCCUUGACACCCUUAUCAAGGCAGCUCAUUGGUGAAUUUGCAGUUGCCCUGGGGAAGAUCAUGCUGAUGUUACUGCCCUUGAAUUCUAUGAAUUGUGCUACAAAGGUCCUCCUUCAUCGGAGUGAGAAGGAUGGAAACAGUUAGCCAGUAAGGUUUUGUUUCACUGCACAGCCAGUCCUGAAUUAGGUUAGCUAAUACCCAUGUUCUCAAGAGCUAUGUCAUAAAAAUACUUUGCAUACAAGCUUUUCAGCCAAUUCCAACAAUGAACUUACCUGUCAAUCUCUUAGUCAAUAGAUGACUUUUUCCUAACCUGCAGGAGGAGUCUGGUCUCCUGUAUAGCCACUUAUAGACUGAGUGUUAUAGACACUCACUUCCAAUCACAGACACCUGGGAAGCAUAGGAAGAGCAAUCAGUAUUAUCUCCCUGCAGGUAGGACAAUUAUGUGUCUGUGCAAGUGUUAAUGUGUAGUAGCUGUCUGUCUAUACUUGAGUCUGUGUCUAUAGAAAAUAAAAGAAAUUUUAGUGCUCUACAAUAAAGAAAGAAAUUACUGUUUUUUAAUAUUGUUAAUAUUGUUUUUUUGUGAUUUGGAUCUGGUAAUCUUGCGAACAUUUGUUAGUAAAAGUUACAAAUGGGAGGAGGUCUCAUGCUUGUAAAACAGUAUUUAUGUCUAUGACUUGUUUAGUUUUUAGCUCCUGGGUAGGUUAUUUCACUCUUUAAUAAGUACCGCUUCUCCGAUCUGUUUAUGAACAGCACUUUCCAAGAAACACCUUUUCCAAGAGACCAAUGAGAGCUUUGUCUGUUAUCUGGAUUUUAAACAGUUAUUACAGCUGCCUUUUUUCUAGUUCCACCCAGAGAGAAUUUUGACCUUUUCCAAAAUGAAGUUACUGGUGCCUUUGUUGAGUGAGUACAAUUCACCUUUUCUAUCCUGGCGAUCAUCAAAACCCCUACAUGGGAUUUGUGCUCAUGAGAAAUUGCUUUGCCCUCUAUAAUAAGCACUUGGUGCUGCAGGAGGUACAUCUGCACCCCUGAAAGUUUCCUAUUGUAGACUGCUGGAACUCAAAUAAUAAUAUUCCCAUUAUUUCAGUAUAAUGAAGUACAGAUCUGCCACUUUCAAUACGACAAAAUUGUUGUGCUGAAGUGCAGUUAUGUUAAAUAGUUUAUAAAGAAUGGAUGGUAAAAUUGUUAUACUGUAAAAUCUGUAUAUGUAAGAACUGACAGCAGCGUUGAUGCAUUGAUUAAAGUGCAGAUUAUUGCUGAAAAUUAA
Messenger RNA from Lepisosteus oculatus (spotted gar), 5777 nucleotides. Its product is annotated as hepatic and glial cell adhesion molecule. Lineage: Eukaryota; Metazoa; Chordata; Actinopteri; Semionotiformes; Lepisosteidae. The record is from RefSeq and is a predicted model, not a curated record.